This is a messenger RNA of Ictidomys tridecemlineatus (thirteen-lined ground squirrel), 1140 nucleotides long. Lineage: Eukaryota; Metazoa; Chordata; Mammalia; Rodentia; Sciuridae. The record is from RefSeq and is a predicted model, not a curated record.
CUCCUCUGCCGCUACUACAGAGGAUUCAGAGCCGAGCAGCUGAGGAGGAGGAGGCUCCAGUCCCUGCACGUCAUGCGCCACCUUACUGGACACGGGUGAGGGAGCGAGAGCGUCGCCGCUGUAGCCUCCAGAGAAGACAAGGGCAUAGCCUCCUGUUGCCUCCGCAGCCGUUUUCGCCUGCAGUGGCUAGCCGGAUCCUCAGUCUUCCACAAUGAACCCUGUUUACAGCCCCGUGCAGCCUGGGGCUCCUUAUGGCAACCCUAAGAACAUGGCCUACACGGGUUACCCUACAGCCUACCCGGCAGCGGCACCUGCCUACAAUCCUAGCCUGUACCCAACCAAUAGCCCCAGUUAUGCUCCAGCCACUCUGCUGAUGAAACAGGCCUGGCCACAGAACUCGUCUUCCUGUGGCACUGAAGGCACCUUCCACCUCCCAGUGGACACCAGGACCGAGAACCGAACUUACCAAGCAUCCUCUGCGGCUUUCAGAUAUACUGCAGGGACUCCAUACAAGGUUCCACCAACCCAGAGUAAUACUGCUCCAACCCCCUACUCCCCAUCACCCAACACCUAUCAGACAGCCAUGUAUCCAAUCAGAAGUGCCUACCCCCAGCAGAAUCUGUAUGCACAGGGAGCCUACUAUACACAGCCGGUGUACGCUGCCCAGCCCCAUGUCAUCCACCAUACCACGGUCGUCCAGCCUUACAGCAUUCCCUCUGCCAUCUACCCGGCGCCUGUUGCUGCCCCCAGGACCAAUGGCAUGGCCAUGGGCAUGGUGGACGGCACCACCAUGGCAAUGUCAGCAGGUACUCUGCUGACUACACCCCAGCACACCGCGAUUGGGGCACACCCUGUCUCCAUGCCAACAUACAGGGCCCAAGGAACCCCUGCGAACAGCUACGUGCCCCCGCACUGGUAAAACCUUCAGCCCAUCCAAAUCUGGAGUCACAAAUUGUAUGCAACUACUCAAGUCUUACACCGGUGCUGGAGCAGCUCCCUAGCAGCACCAUCUCUAUUUUCAAGAAGAGACACCAGAAGUUCAAGGGUCACUUUAUGCAUCUUUAAUGAUUUUGGUUUUUGUUUUUGGUUUUUGUAAAAGCUGCUUUUUCUAAUCUCCUGCCUUUCCCCCUAGCCCCUCUC